UCAUAAUGCAUCACUUUAACAAGUUAUACAAGCUCAUCAAUACUAAUAUUCUCACACCAAUGUACAAACCAAUUAUCAAUCUCCUUAGGUUAAUAAUUUUUAAAUUCAUCCUAGCAAUCAAUUUCAAUAUCACUUUUGCAUUGGAGUUAUCUCUAUCCCUCUCUUUAUUGAUAUUUGCAUUGUCUUUCCAUGGUUGUGGCCGGUAUAAUAAGUUCCCAUAAAGAAUGACCUUCUCCUUACAUUCAUCAUUAAGUUCAUCAACCUAAAUAAAAUAGUCACAUCUCAUUUUUUAUUUCUACUGCACACAAGAUUAGAGGAGGGAAGAACGAAUGAGCAUCAACCAAGAUUUCUAUUAACAGUGGAGGCACAACGGUUAGUAUACACACACUUUAUAAUACAUGCACAGUAAGAACCAUUUAUCUAAGUUUUCCACCGUUCGUGAUUUUAACAGCACAACAUCCAUGCCAUGGUAGCAUUUGCCACCAUUAAAAGGGUGUUUCUUCUUGUUUCUCUUCAUCACACCUCUAACAGAAGACUCAUUGAUAUCACGAAAGCGAUUCUCCCGGCUUGGUAGUCUCGAUUUAUCCUCAAACCGAGACUGAGCUUCACCUCUCAUCCCUUGAUUUUGCAAGCCACUACAAUUGGGGGUUUAAUUCAAGCUGUCCAGGAGGUGAUGCCAAGAGUUCACCACCGUUUUUGCAUUUGGCACCUCUGGAGGAACUUCAACAAACAAUGGAAGGACCUUGAGUUGAGGGAACUGCUUUGGGAAUGUGCCAGAUCUACAACAUUCCAGGAUUUCAUCGAUAAUCUGAACAAGAUUAAGAGGAUGAACGAGGAGGCUUGUGCAUAUCUCAACAAAUGGCCUAGAGAGUCAUGGACAAAGUCCCAGUUUAGUCAUAGGCCAAAACUGGACAACAUUUGCAACAACACCUGUGAGGUUUUCAACGUAAGAAUCAAAGAGGCCAGAAGCAAACCCAUCAUCACAUUACUUGAGGAGGUGAGAAUGUUUGUGAUGAGAACUAUUGCGAAAAAUAAGGUAAAACUGGCAAAUCAUGUUGGCAUACUCCCCCCUGUAAUUCAAAGUCGCCUAGAUAAAAUCAGAAAAGAAUCAAAGAACUGGAUGCCUAUCUGGACCGGUGAUGAAGACUAUGAGAAAUUUGAGGUUCAUGGCCAUCCAACAAACAUGGUAGUGGAUCUUGGAAAAAGACUAUGCACUUGCCAAUUCUGGAUGCUGACCGAUAUUCCAUGUGUUCAUGCCUGUGCUGCCCUUGCAAGGGUAAACAAGAGGCCGGAAGACUUUUGUCACCAACUGUGUACUAUGGAGGCAUACAACAAGACUUAUGCCCAUCACAUUAAUCCUCUUCCUGGCCAAUCAUUGUGGGAGAAAUCCUUGUACACUCAACCACAGGCCCCUAUCAUUAGGAGGAGGCCUGGAGCUUUGACAAAGAAAAAGAGAAAAGAUGCUGAUGAGGGCAACAAUGGUAAUAAGAAAGCCAAACCAAGUGGAGGUUUGAAAAGGCAUUUGAAGCCAUUCACAUGUAGGUAUUGUGGGGUAAAAAGGCAUACUAAGAGAGGGUGCUCAAAGAAGAGACUGGAUGAAGUAGCUGCUGCUGUUGCAGCUGCAAAAGCUGCUGCAGAUAAAGCCAAAUCAAAUGUUGCUGCUUCUGUUUCUGAGGCUGGCCCUCCCCCUCAAACUGAUGCUACACCAACUGAUAAACCUCCUGCUGUGGAGAUUGACAUAUCACAACCAAACUACGAAGGAUCACAGGACAUAGCAGAACCUGCUGCACCUGCACCAUCAAGGUCACAGAAGUUGCCCACCAAAAGGAGGAGCUCACCACCACCUCAAUCCAUUGGUGUGCAUCUAAUGCAAGGAGCCAGUAUGGCUACAUCUUCCAGAUUGCACAACUUUAUGAAGUUUGUUCCAACUCCCGGUUUCAAAGCACCAAGGAAAAAGAAAAAUUCAUGACUUUGACAUCAGGAUGUUUAGGACAGUACUCUGUUGUUUUGUUAAAGGCAGUUAGUAGAUAGUUGCUUUGUUUAGGACAAUUGUCAUAACUUUUGUAUUGCCAGCCUUGAUAACUAUGUUGUGGCACUUCUUUUGUUCCUUUAAUGUUUGCAACUCAAACAGGUUAAUGUUUGCUACUCAAAUAUGUUUAU
Arachis ipaensis is the source of this 2160-nucleotide messenger RNA. RefSeq lists its product as uncharacterized. Gene Ontology annotation, molecular function: zinc ion binding. NCBI's taxonomy places the organism in Eukaryota, Viridiplantae, Streptophyta, Magnoliopsida, Fabales, Fabaceae. The record is from RefSeq and is a predicted model, not a curated record.